AAAACGUCCUCCCCGUCAUCCCAGAAGAACAACAUUAAAAACAGCCGCGGUGUUUGUUUGUGAGUACGAUAAUACUCAGGUGUUUGUUCACCUCCACUAAGACCUGAACCGCUCCAGACCUGCUGAGCUGAACUUCCUUCAGAGAUCCAGGAGACGAGCUGACCGGGAGUCCGGCUGGAGGCCGCAGUUUCUCCUCCUGUAGCAUUUAUGAUGAAGCGUCGUCCUGUUAGUCCUGCCGCUCAGCAGUUUGUCUGGGAGUGCAGUGAAUGGCAGGAAAUCCUGGACUGCUCUCUUUUCGUUUCCCUCAAACUUUCUGCUCCGUCAUCGCACGCUGCUGAUAACGCACACAUCAUAAGCACGUGCUUUUACUGCAGCCCAAACCGAGACCGAGUCAAGACCAAGACCAGUUCUCCGCAUUACAUGACACACGAUAAAACCGAGAUCAGAGGGACGUGUCAGAGUGAUCUGAAAGACCCACAUUCUCAUUAAAACCUCCUCCGUGCUGAGCAUGGGGGGGGGGGGGCCUUACUGGUUGCAUCUGAAGACGUUUUCCAUCCAAUCAAAGUUUGGAUGUUAAGAAAUACAUCGGGCUCAAGUACUACAACCCUACUUGUAAUGGAGUACUUUUACAGUGAGGUAUUAGUACUUUUAGUAGUACAGUAAGAGAAUACUCCGUCCUCCGCAGGCUUGGGGAAGACAUCCUGUUCAUGAGAUGUCCCACAGAGACGGAGGAACACUACAGCUCAGAGUUCAGGAGGAGAAACAGAAGGUAAGGGGGUCCAGGUGGACUCCUGCUUCUUAGUGAGGAACCAGAUCCAUGACCAGGUCUGCUGUCGCUUCCCUGAACAACAAUCAGCUUAUAAAGAAACAGCCUUCUGCAAGACCACACCCUCGCCCAGGUGAGGCCCGGUCCACACCUGCUCCCCCCGACACACACCUGGUCCACACCUGCCCCCUCCUGACACAUGUGGUCCACCGUGAUCUGCACAGCGUUUCGGAGUGAUGUGUUUGAUUAAAGCUGCUUGAUUGUUGCAUUAAAAACGCGUUUUCACCACACGAAGCUCUGAAGGCAGAGAGAUGUUUAAAACUCUGCGUUUCUUUUAGUUUGAACUUUUCUUUUUCUAAAAGACGUUGGCAGAAAGUGAGCUGAAAGACAUUCAGAUUUACACACCUGACGUCCGUCUGAAAGUUCCUGAGUGUCAAAAAAACGUCUGAGUCAGCAGGAAAAGUUCAGGAAACACAAGGGGGGGGGGGGGGACUGGGAGGCUGAAAAGCAGGACAGACACAGACUGACCACAGAUCAGCUGAGAGGCUCAGGGAGGACAGACAUCAUGGAGUCCUGUCGGAGUUUGAAGCUGCUGUUUGUGUCUCUGAUGAUGAUGAUGGUGAUGAAGACGAGCUCAGCUGCUUCCCCACAGAACUUCUGCUCCAACUCGACGGUGCUGAGGACUCGGACAGCGUGUCACUCCUGCAGCAUCACCCUGGUGAUAUCCUGCCCAUCAGGAUUCAAACAGACCCCCAGAUCCACAUCCCAGGACUGCAAGUACUACAUCAAGACCGCCAGUCUGAAGCUGUCCAUCAACGGCUGCUCCUUCGAGUGCUACAGAGAGCAGGAGGUGAAGAGCUGCUGUCCAGGUUUCUGGGGUCCAGACUGCAUCGAGUGUCCCGAUCGGGCCGACAGACCCUGCAGCAACAGAGGACUCUGUUCUGAUGGGCUGGGAGGAAACGGAACCUGCAGCUGCCAGGUGGGCUUUGCAGGAACAGCGUGUGAGGACUGUGCACCUGGUCGAUAUGGUCCCACCUGUAGUUCAGAGUGCUCAUGUGUCCACGGUCUGUGUGACUCUGGUUUGAAAGGUUCUGGUACCUGCACCUGUUUCUCUGGAUACAAAGGUCCAAACUGUGAUCAAGAGUUACCUGAGUGUGCCACCCUCAGCUGUCAGCAAAACUCUCGGUGUAUGGAGGAAGCUCUGACCGGACAGCUGGUGUGUCAGUGUCUGCCUGGUUACCAGAAAUCAGGAGCUCAGUGUUUAUCCAUAAACCCAUGUCUCCAGCGGGUCUGUCAUGUCCAUGCCUCCUGUGUCCACACCGGUCCAAACCAGCACCUCUGUGCCUGUAACGAGGGUUACAGUGGGGACGGACGAGUCUGCAUGGCCAUCGAUCCCUGUCAGACCAAACAGGGAGGCUGCUCAGCCAAUUCUGCACGCUGUGUCUACGACGGACCGGGAAAGUCUCACUGCGAGUGUCUUCCUGGUUUUGACAACCUGUCGAACGGUGACUGCAGCCUGAAGGACUCCUGUAGACCUGAUUCCUGUCACAAGAACGCCAACUGUGCCACAGUGGGCCCAGGAAGAGUCGAGUGCACCUGUCUUCAGGGUUACAUUGGCAACGGUAAAUUAUGUUAUGGGAACAUCAUCCAGCGUCUGAACAGUCUGAACACAGAACCUGGAGGACAGUGGGUCGGUCAGCUGAGCAACGCCAUCACGCUGUUCGGUUCUUUUUCAUGGCCUCUGCAGAAUUUGGGUCCUUUCACUCUUUUUGUCCCGAUCAAUAAAGGCUUCAAAGGAACUCCAGUGAGGACUCUGACAGCUGACUUGUCCAAAGCCAAAUACCUGUGUAAGAUGCACCUGGUUGCCGGGGUGAUGCCCUUUGACACUCUGAAGAAAACCGACGUUUUUUACACUCUGACCGGAAAACCAGCUGAGACGGACAUAUCAGAGGGGGACUCUCAGACUAAAAUCCGGAUCCAUGGCAGCAGGAAAAAAGGUGUGAUCAUCCAGUCGGACGUGGUCGCAUCCAACGGGAUGAUUCACAUCAUCAAUAAGCUGAUGGACAGCGUCCCCCCCACAGUGGAGAGCGACACACAGGAGAACCUGAUGAAGAUCAUUUCUGACUACGGCAAAUUCGACAAGUUCAAGUCUUUAUUGGAGAAAACUAACCUGGCGUCACUCCUGGACCUACCUGGUCCCAUCACCGUCUUUGCUCCCAGCAGUUCAGCCUUUGAUGCGAUGACUGAAGGUCACCUGCAGUUCCUCAGCAGUGCUGAAGGUCACAGCAAACUGGUGGAGCUGCUCAGGAACCACAUCAUCCCGUCCACCGCGCUGGAGGUCUAUAACGCCGUGUCCAGACCCAGGAUUGUGACGAUGGCCAAUCAGGUUCUGACGAUAAACGUGACAGAAAACGUAAGUGUGGACCUUAAAGAUCUCUCUCCGUGUUGAGCUCACUGAGACCUCAAAGUCCUUCC
Messenger RNA from Micropterus dolomieu (smallmouth bass), 3241 nucleotides. Its product is annotated as stabilin-2-like. Bases 1332 to 3215 code for a protein of 627 amino acids. The record is from RefSeq and is a predicted model, not a curated record. Lineage: Eukaryota; Metazoa; Chordata; Actinopteri; Centrarchiformes; Centrarchidae. The transcript is spliced from 17 exons.